Messenger RNA from Coregonus clupeaformis (lake whitefish), 2044 nucleotides. RefSeq names its product immunoglobulin mu heavy chain. The record is from RefSeq and is a predicted model, not a curated record. Lineage: Eukaryota; Metazoa; Chordata; Actinopteri; Salmoniformes; Salmonidae.
AUGUUCCCUGCAUCUGUGCUGCUGGUGCUGCUGGCAGCUGCCUCCUGUGUGUGCGGUAUUGUUGACCCAGAACUCACCCAGCCAAGCUCAAUGGUUGUAAAACCUGGAGAGUCUUUGAGCAUCACCUGUAAGGUCUCUGGGUAUUCUAUCAGUGAUGAUAGCUAUACCACAGACUGGAUUAGAUAUCCUGUAGGUAAAGCUAUGGAAUGGAUCGUUGACUCAGAUGGAAACUCCAAGGAUUCUUUCAAAAGCAGGUUAAGCAUCUCCAAAGAUGGUUCCAACAUAGUCACUUUAGAAGGGCAGAGAAGUCAAACUGAAGACACAACUGUCUAUUACUGUGUCAGACAGCACUGUGAUGCUUUUGACUACUGGGGUAAAGGGACACAAGUCACCGUCUCAACAGCAACCAUAGCCCCCCCUACUCUGCUCACUCUUAUGAACUGUGGAACCCCUACUAACAACGUCUACAGCAUCGGUUGUGUCGCUACCGGGUUUUCUCCUUCCUCGCUCACCUUCAAAUGGACAGAUGCCAGCGGGAGUGCGCUGACGGACUUCAUCCAGUACCCGGCGGUCCAGAGCGGGGAAACCUACACAGGAGUCAGUCAGCUCCGCGUGGAUGAGAAUGUCUGGAAAACCUCAACAACUUUCAAAUGUUCCGUGAAACAUCCUGGAGGUGAAAAGACAGCAGACAUCAAAAAACCAGUCUCACAGAUUCCAACAGUGUCUUUGCUGGCGCCCAAUGGCACCACCCAGUACCUGAUGUGUAUGAUUGAAGAUUUCGCCCCGGAGAAAGUCACUGUCACCUGGAAGAAGAAUGACAAGGAGGUGGAGGGCCCGAAACCUACUGUAGGCCAACAGCAGUCAGGCCUCUUCUCAGCCAGCAGUCUGCUGAAGGUCGUCAACACUGACUGGAACAACAAGGUCCAGUACAGCUGUGUGGUGCAGCACCAGGAACAAACCAUCACCGAGACGAUCUCCAAAACAGAACCACUGACGGUGACUCUGAACCCACCGAGUGUGAAAGAGGUGUUCUUGAACAACCAAGCAGUGCUGGACUGUGUCAUCACUGGUACAGACAAGGACACAGUGUCUGGUACCACUAUCACCUGGCAGGUCAAUGGACAGGCCAAAAUGGAUGGCAUCCUUCUGAAACCUAUUAAAUCAAAGGGCAACCUGAACAGCAGGGUCAGUACUCUGACCAUAGACAUGACGGAGUGGACCAAAGUGAACAAAGUCCAGUGUUCGGCCAUGAAGAGUGGUGAAGUCACACCGGUCAUUCAGGACCUCAGCUUCACCAAAGGAUGUCGAGCCCCUUCAGUGUCCGUCCACCUUCUCCCGGAGGAAGACACGAAGGAGGAGGGGGAAGUGACUCUGGUGUGCCUGGUGGUCAGCCCGUCUCUCUGUGACGUCUACAUCAUGUGGAAGGUGGACAGCGGCGAGUACCAGGAGGGGCUCACCAGCCGUCCUCAGAAAACCCCGGAAGGCAACGACUCUGUUACCAGCGUCUUCACCACCACCAAGAAUGAGUGGCAGAGAAACGUGCAAUUCACAUGCGCCGUCAAGUACGCCGGCUCGGACAACAACACCGCACCUAAGGAGAGGAGUGUGUCGAAGUCCAUGGAGAACAUCCUACUGACUGAGGCGGGCUUCGCUCUGAGCUGCACGGACAACGAUGAGGAUGAGUUUAGCAGCCUGUGGUCCACCACCUCCUCCUUCAUCAUCCUCUUCCUUCUCUCCCUCACCUACAGCACAGUGCUCAGCCUGGUCAAGAUGAAGCAGUGAAGAACACAUGAUGGACUGCAGAGAUAGAUGUGUCUAGAUUAGAAAGGACAUGGUCUGGGAUGGUUAUGGCAUAGUGUUCUAUAGUAAUAAUGUUAUGUAUAUAUCCAAUACGUUAUUGAUUAUGAUUGAUUAGUAUUGUUGUUCUCAAUAUUAUACAAGCAUUGUGGUGAUAUGUUAUUUUUCAUUCAUUGAUUUAUAUUGUAUCCUGUGUAUCCUGUGAUGUUUGUGUGUCCUUUUUCACUUUAAUAAAGUCUAACUUUUA